Messenger RNA from Strongylocentrotus purpuratus (purple sea urchin), 5427 nucleotides. Its product is annotated as annexin-B12. NCBI's taxonomy places the organism in Eukaryota, Metazoa, Echinodermata, Echinoidea, Camarodonta, Strongylocentrotidae. Gene Ontology annotation, cellular component: cytoplasm. The record is from RefSeq and is a predicted model, not a curated record. The transcript has 15 exons. Gene Ontology annotation, molecular function: calcium ion binding; calcium-dependent phospholipid binding. Bases 203 to 1849 code for a protein of 548 amino acids.
AAGUUAGCUUCGACGAGGGCGUAUGCUCAGAAAUUCACUUCUGUGAUAUAUAAUUUUCAAAUAAAAAGUUUUGGUAGUUCUUGUCAUUUUUCUCAUUAGGAUCAGACAUUGACUAUCUCUUGGUUGACUUGGUUCAUAACACAUACAAAACAGCAUCUCAAAUUUUCCCAACUGAUCGCUCGUUGACCACCACACACCAAAGAUGAGCUACCCAUACCCAACCGGAGGGGCACCCUACCCCCAGCAAGGGGGCGGCUACCCACCCCAGGCAGGGGGCUACCCUCAGCCAGGAGGCUACCCUCAGGCUCCGGCACCUGCUGGAUAUCCCCCACAAGGAGGUUACCCCCCAGCAGCAGGGGGUUACCCACCAGCAGCAGGAGGCGGAUACCCACCCCCGGCUGGAGCAGGGGGUUACCCUCCCGCCCCUGCACCUGCCCCAGGCUACCCACCGGCUCCAGGGGUUGGUUACCCCCCACAGCAACCCUCCUAUCCCCCAGCACCACAACCAGGUUACCCCCCUCAACAGCCUGGCUACGGGGCACCACCACAGGCCGGAAUGCCUAUGCCAUCAGACUAUGGAUCAAUGCACGGCGGUGGUUUACCGUAUGGCGCUCAACCAAACAUGGGAUUUGCAGGUGCUCCUUAUCCAACGGGUGCAGCUAUGGCGGCCACAGCCUUCAGACCACCCCCUGUCCAACCCGCCCCCGUCAUUGGUGGACCGGGUAUGCCUCAACCUCAGGCAGCCUAUGCAGGUGCAGCCUCCAUCCCCGCACAGGCCCCGCCCGCACAAGCCCCGCCCCAGCAGAGACCUGCACCUGUAGCUGCACCAGUAGUUGCCAAAUCUAGCACGCCAACACAACAAAUGGCCAACAUGUCACUAUCAGCAGGGGCUAUCGUUCGAGGAACAGGCACAGUGAAGCCUAAAGCAAACUUCAACGGACAGAAAGAGGCAGAAAUCUUAAGGAAAGCAAUGAAAGGAAUGGGUUGUGACGAGACAGCGGUCAUCUCUAUUAUGACGACAUGUAGCGCAGUACAGAGGCGGCAGAUUGCGCUGGACUUCAAGACGAUGUACGGCAAGGACCUGGAGAAGAACUUAAAGGGAGAACUCAAGGGCAAACUUGAGACUAUUGUCCUCAAUCUCUUAUAUUUACCCGCCGAGUUUGAUGCACACAUGCUCAGGAAAGCCAUGAAGGGUCUAGGGACGGAUGAAGCUACUUUAGUUGAGGUCUUGUGUACACGAACCAACGAUGAGGUCCAGGCCAUCAAGGUGGCUUACAAGAAAGAAUUCUCUCGAGAUCUUGAAAAGGACGUAAUCUCCGAGACGUCUGGUCACUUCAAGCGUCUCUUGGUCUCCAUGCUGCAGGGUUCCAGGUCUCAGGACCAGAGGGUGGACGUAGAGAAGGCCAAAGCAGAUGCCAAGGCGCUGGUCACUGCCGGCGAAGCAAGGUGGGGCACGGAUGAGUCGGCCUUUAACGCCGUCUUGGCCAGUCGCAGCUACCCGCAGCUGAGGGCGAUCUUUAAUGAAUACAGCAAGCUGGUCAAGUACACGAUGGAACAGUCGAUCAAGAGAGAGAUGUCAGGAGACCUGGAGAAGGGCAUGCUUACUAUCGUCCAAUGUGUUCGCAACACACCAGCAUACUUCGCAGAGAAACUAUACAAAUCAAUGAAGGGUCUUGGUACUGAUGAUGACACACUAAUGAGAGUGAUAAUCUCUAGAGUUGAGAUAGACAUGGUGGAGAUCAAGCAAGAGUUCCAGAGAGCAUAUAACCAGAGCUUGGGUAGAUUUAUAAAGGGUGAUACAUCCGGUGACUACAAAAAGAUUCUACUUGCUCUGAUUGGAGGAGAAUAGACUAUUAUCAGUAAUAUACAGAAUAUAUAUUAAAUACAUUUUAGUAUUUUAUACUAUUACCAUUUUCUAUUUCUACAUAUCAACACCAUGGAAAACUUAGGAAAAAGAGAGAUGUGUACAAAUACAUCUUUUAAUUCAUCUUCACUAUAUUUUCUACAUUUUUUGAAAUGCUUGUGUAAGUUUUUGUUUAAAAAAAAGUUUUAUCUGUUUGGUGUAUAUUUUUGUAGUAGGAAUGUCCUGGUUAUAUCUUAGAUAUACUGUGAGUAUUUGGGAUGUUAAAGAAAUGUUGGAUGUGUGUUGGGAUAUAAUAGAAAUUUUAUCGGGUUUAUGAAGUGAUGAAUGUGGCAUAUGACAUAUAAUGACAGAGAUAAUUGGAGGAUAAUAGACAUUCAUGGUCAGAUCAGUCUCAUUUUACAUGAAAUUAAUUUUCAAAAUCAAAGUUAUGAAUUAACAUGCUAUACAAUUAUGAAGUUAUGGAAAUAUAUUGCAUAUUGCAUAUAGCAGAUUAAUGUAAAAUAAUUUCACCCCCCCCCCCCCCCCCCCCCCCCCCCGAAAAAAAAUGGUUAUUUAACACCUUUUACAUACCAGCAUUUGAAGAAAAAAACUGUUGGUGGUGAAGAUGAAAUGAAACAUUAUUUUCCAUGCAGUGAGUUGUGCUUAUAUCUAAAAUGCAAUUAUUAAUAUCUAAAAAAAAUCAUGGCAUAUGAGAACAGGUCGUUGGAGCAAUCAUGAUGCUUGAAUUUGCAAUUUUCCGGACUCUUGGGGGUAUUGUAUAUGUGAGAAACCCCAUUUAUAGGAAGACAAAAAAAUCAUGCGUUUUACCUAUUUUGGGUGAAAAGAGGGCCUUUAAAAUGAUGUACUUUCAAUUUAUCUCAAGCUAUAAUGUUUAUAAAAAUAUCAACUUGAUUGUGGAUUAAUGGAGAGAUUACUGGAAAUAAUUAAAAAUGCAUGUUUUGCAUAUAUUUAUAGCAUAUCAAUAUGUUUCAUUAGAAAAAUUCUUGUAUCUAUAAUACUAUUAGAUUAGUCUAGCAUGAAUCUGUGUGUAUAUAUGUGGUAGAAUGGUCAGAAAAAAGAGCAACAAAUAUGUAUGAAAACUGUUUUUCUCAAUUUAAAAAAAAUGCUUGGUGUUUGAUGCGGUAGCUUAUAGGCAAGUCUCUCUGUCAUUUUUGUGCAAAGACUGAGCAUGUUAGUUCAGUAGGGAAUUUUUAGUAUCUAGUUUUAGUUUUUUUUAAAUACGCCAUGAGGACUGUAGAUGAGUCGGGAGAUAUUCAAGGAUGAAAUUAUUGAGGAAUAAAUUUGGUUCAAUUUUUGUAAUCUUGUAUUUUUAUCAUACAGCAGCAUUAUGGAAUCAUGUUUAAGUAAUGGCCAGUUCAAAUAUUCUGGGGAAAAGGAAAUUUGAUUUAAACUGAACUUAUGUAAAGAAAUGUUUUAGGUUUGUGAAAUCAAAUCUCUCUUGCCUUAACUUCAUCAUUAAAAUCUAAGGCUAGAGUAAGCUUAGGAUUCAAUUUUUUUUUUCUUUCUGAUAUUCACAAGUAUUUUUGUGCUUUCAGCUAUUACAUAUGUACUUUAUAAAACCUGGACUUAAGCUAUACGACUUUUAGAGAGAAUUCAAAAUAUGAACAAAACUGCAGCAAGUGAUUUUUCCAUCACAGAUUGAGUCUAAAUCAUGAGAUUAUGUGAGGGUUUUCAUCUUUGUCAUAAUGACAUAAAAGUUUUGCAAAAUGGGCUAUAAAGCUAGGUGUUUGAUCAAUAUAGUGUGCUUCAUUUGUAUUUGGUAUUCAAAGAGACAUCAACUUCUGGCAUUAAUUUCAUAACCGAUGUACUUUUUACAUGUAUGUGCCUAAACUGAUUCAUACUGACUGCCUACACUUUCUAUUUGUAACAGACAACUCUUUUUACAAUUUAUAGUUACAAUAUAUUUUCACAAUUCAUAUUUAUAAUAUAUUUUGAAAGCUUGGUCAUUCAGAAUUCAGGAACAUGUUUUUACUGUGUUAAGAUAAGUUUAAAAGUAACAAUUCUACUUUUUUUGUGCUUCUAAAUUUGUAUCGGGCUGUAUGGCCCGAGUAUGAAAAAUCUCUCUAAUUACACAACUAUUUCAUAAAUAUGGUCAAAUGUUAUAAAUACUAUCAUCACCUCUCCGUCGGGUCGAUCUGUGGUGUUGGUAAUGAAGGAAAAUGGAGGGGUCUUUAUUGCCUUAGUUGGAAGGUGACAAAUAUUGUAUAACUGGUUGUUCCAUUUAUCCUGAAAAAAAAAAAAAAUGUUGUAUAAUUGAAAUCAAACAAAAAUAGAAUCAUUUAGAUAAUUUGUAUGUAUAUUCUUUCCCAUGUUAAGAUACACAUAUGUAUUUUUUUUUAUUUUAGUCAUUUGCCUAGUAUUAUAGCUUGUAUUUAAUCGCAAAAUACUGCCCUGCCAUACUUUCUAGUAAUAUGCAUAUAGUAUGUAAUGGAUCAAACUACAAUAGUACUUUUUAGUAUAUUUGUUCAUGCAUAUCAAUUUACAGCAACUUAUGUAUCAUCAAUUGUGUAAUUAGUCGUGUACAUCACCUUAAUUUUGUCGAAUUAACACUACAUCUUAAACACACAUAUUUAUUAUUUGACUUGCUGUUGUUGUUUUGUUUAUAAACUAUGGGUGAUGGUAAUUUGAUAUAUUUAAAUAUGCUUGUAUUUUUGUUUGAUGGGUAGGGGCUGUGUAGUUAUAGUGCAUUCUUGAGUGUCUGAGCUGUAUAAAAAAAAUAGUGUCAUUAUUCAAGUUGCAAUCUUUAUAGCUGAUAAGAACCUUAUUUUGAGCCUUAAAGCGUAACAAAUUUCUCUUAUUUCGACCUCAUUUAUUUAUUCAGUUUUAAACUCUAAUGAUCCCUGUCCCUUAUAGGUAGAACAGUUUAAUCUCUUUUAUUUUGUAAAUAAUAUUUGUUUUUGUCUCUUCAUACUUAAAUACUGCAAAGUGCUUCAUUAUCGACAUAUUUCUUUAUUCGUGUUCAGGUACUUUUCUUUUUUUUACAAUACGAAAUACAUUGUUUGUUCUGUAAAAAUAUAAUAGUCGUUAAUACUCUUAGAAUUGAAUUUAGUCUCAUACUUGCAAUUAUCAGUGCAAACAUUACAAUUCAGGGAUGCAAUGACACAUAGUUAUGGUAUUUCUUUACUGUGGAUGGUACUCCAAUCCUUAAGUGAAUGAUCGUAGCAAAUAACAUUUUCUAAUUUCAGCAAGGAAAUUUAUUGUUUUCUAAACAAUUACAAUGACAUUCAACCCAAAAAAUUACCUCAAUAGUUUUCAGAAUUGAAAAAAUGAAGAAUUGAGAAGAAAACUAAUUAUUUGAAUGAAGGCACUGAAUGUCCAAAUCUCCAACCCAAUCCACAUAUUUUUGUGAUUGUGAUUGUGAGAGACAAUUUUUGUUUGUUUCUUAUGUUUUGUAAUCUUUCAGAAAUGAAUUGUAUUAAUGACUCUCCCUUUAAUUAGUAAGGUGGUAUAAUUUUUUGAUCUUCCAUCUUUCGCCUUGAGUAAUGAAAUCCUCAUUAAAAUCUACAUCGUUGAAUAAUAAAGUGAAAAGCAUGUUUUUCAUAAUAUGCUAAUUGAGAAAUAUA